GGCCUUCGUCGAAAUAGUAAAUUAGAUCAGUUCAUUCAAUCAACUGUAAUUGUACUUAGAUCAACAUAUUACGUUCAUGUCGCCGUGUUCAUUUGGUACUACAGUUCACAGAAAUGGCCCAUAGUAUCAUCCAAGGAAUUGAUCGGUCAUAUGUUUUAUGCUAUAUUUUUAGCGAUUCAUGUUGGAUUAGUGUUCCAACUGAUUAUCCUUGGGCCAUUUGUAUCGUUAAUUGUAGAGAAAGUUGGUAACAAACGAUUAUUCAAAACUGGAUCUUCACAAAUGGUAAAUUUACCGCUCACAAGAAAUGGUGGAGCUCAAUAAGAGGAAGAAUUUAUUCAAGUUGUCAUCUAUUUUCUCUGAUAACCAUGCAGAAAAUAUUACAUGGGAAUCGAAAAUAAAUUUCAAGUAUUUUCGCCUCAAACUUAUUUCUUCUCUAUUUUCGAAAUUGAAAUUAUAUCAAUUGUUGUGGCAAAUUAGUUCUUUGUCGUUGAGUCCUAAUCACUAUGUGAACUUGAAUAUUCAAUCCUAUUUUCAACUAAUCGAAGGCUCAUUGAAUCAUUCAAGUGAAAAAAUGCAAAUUGGUUGUUGAAUGAAAAAUUUAAUUGGUCAAUUGCUCAUUUGAUUGAAUAAGGUUCUCAAGUUAUUGUGAUCAUUUUCGAUUGAUAAUAUAAAAGUCAAUUGAUUCAAUUGUCAUAUUUUUAUGAAUGUUUGAAAAUUACAAUCGAUAAAUUGUUACAAUUGAUAAGAUUAAUCUAAUUGUUGCAUAAUUGAAAUCACUGUAGCUGGUUGAUAAUGAAAUUUCUGGUUGAUUACAUUGAUUUAAUUGUUAUUACCUCUCAUCAUCAUUGUUACUAUCAAAGACUGUGCUGGGAAAAUUAAAAUGAAAGGGAAUCAGUACAAUGUUUUACCCUCUGCUCCACUAGCCACUGUUGACCCUUUUAACUGUCCACCUCCAGCUUAUUCCAGGUCACCAAGAGUCUCAACUCACUUGGGUCGAUUCGAUUCACUUUACAAUAGACCUUCUAAUGUGCAACAAUUUCCAUCACCACAACCAAUAAAUGGAUCACAAUCAACAGAUAGUGAAGUAGAUGGAUCAAAAAUUUUCGGUGCUUAUCCUAGAAAUGUGUACUGUCUCUCUUGUAAACAAACUGUUGUCACUUCGAUUAAUUAUAAAACUGGAAUAGUGACCUGGUUGACCUCAGUGGGUUGUUGUCUACUUGGUGGUGUCAUUGGUUGUUUUCUAAUCCCUUGUUGCACGGAUUUUACUCGAGACGUUGAACACUCUUGUGGCAAUUGUGGACCGAAAGUUGGUUUAUAUCGACGAAUCUGAAAAAUUAGCUCCCACUUUUUAGAUGACAAAACUGAAUUAAACAAUUAAUGUUAACGAUCACUUGAAAUAAACACUUUUAUUUUGAUUA
Molecule: messenger RNA, 1418 nt
Organism: Panonychus citri (citrus red mite)
Lineage: Eukaryota; Metazoa; Arthropoda; Arachnida; Trombidiformes; Tetranychidae
Product: lipopolysaccharide-induced tumor necrosis factor-alpha factor homolog
Exons: 3
Coding region: 881-1330 (149 amino acids)
Molecular function (GO): zinc ion binding
Source: RefSeq, a predicted model, not a curated record